AUGACAUUGAUAAACGAAUGCCUGAAUUGCUCUAUUUUCCGAUGGUCGGGACAGUACUACCGACAACUUAGAGGCCUAGCUAUGGGACAAAGGCUGGCACCCACUCUCGCCAUUGUUUUCAUGGCCAAGAUCGAAAAGCCUAUAACAGACCGCGAACCACUGCUGUAUUAUCGUUACAUAGAUGAUUGCUGCGUCGUCUGCUCAACCCAAGCAGAACUAGACGCGUGCUUCAAUCUUCUCAAUCAGCAGUGUCCGCACAUUAAGUUCACAAGGAAGAGACCGAUAGACAACUGGUUGGCUUUCCUGAAUGUGCACAUUUACUUGCGGAAUGGGAUAUGUAAGACUAAGUGGUACCGGAAACCCAGUAGUAAAAACAUCUUAAUCCACUGUCUUUCAGCGCAUCCCAGCAAAAUGAAAAAAUCUGUUAUAGGUAACAUGUACAGAACGGCGGCAAGAGUCUCAUCGAGUAGCCAGGAAAAAGCAUGGUCUAUAAAUGUGGCCCAUAAAGUAGCAAUGUCCAAUGGGUACCCAGCUGGAGAUGGUGCUACCCGACAAGCACGGUAUCCCUCUCGAAGACCCAACGUAGUGGAUAGCCUAGAGAAGAUCCCUUUCUGUUUACCUUAUAUAUCUGAUGAUAUGAGCAGAGCAGUACGGGGCUGUCUACGAAAAGCGGGUCUAAGGAAUGACGUGAGGGUUGUGGAAAUACCUCCAGCAAACCUCAAGGGUCAGCUGGUACGUAACCGUGUAUAUGAUCGACUCUGCACAACUCCCAGCUGCGUGGUUUGCCCGUAUGGCAGAGAGGGUGAUUGCAUGAUAUCGGGAGUGGUGUAUCGUAUCACGUGCAGGUUGUGCGGUGACGAUUAUAUAGGGGAAACGGGACGCCCACUGUGUAUUAGGGUCAAGGAGCAUCUAGAUGGACUCGCAAAAUCAAAAACCUUCACCCCACACCGUAGAAUAUGUCAUCCAAACUCCGAAGUAGAGGUAGAAGUUCGUAUAUUAUCCUACGAGUCCGAAAUCACAGCACGCAGAACGCUAGAGGCCUUUUGGAUAACCGCCAAAAGUCCAAAAAUGAACAAGAAGGAUGAGUGCAUUGCGAUCACAAACGAGUUAUCCCCGUAUCAAGACCUAUGCGGGUUUUGA
Molecule: messenger RNA, 1140 nt
Organism: Necator americanus (New World hookworm)
Lineage: Eukaryota; Metazoa; Nematoda; Chromadorea; Rhabditida; Ancylostomatidae
Exons: 1
Coding region: 1-1140 (379 amino acids)
Source: RefSeq, a predicted model, not a curated record